AUGAGCUUGACUGCACAUUUUAUUGAUGAAGAAUGGAUGUUACAAAAGAGAAUUAUAAAUUUCUGUCAAAUUGAGAACCACAAGGGUGACACUGUUGGAAGAGAAAUCGAGAAAUGCUUGAGAGAGUGGGGAAUUGAAAAAGUCUUCACAAUCACAGUGGAUAAUACAACUUCGAAUGAUGGAGCUAUUACUUAUCUUCAAAGGAAAUUAGGUGCAAGAGGUGGGUUGGUGUGUGGAGGAAAGUAUAUGCAUGUGAGAUGCUGUGCUCAUGUUCUUAAUUUGGUAGUGAAUGAAGGAAUUAAAGAGCAACACACUUCAAUUGAAAGCAUUAGAAAUGCUGUAAGGUGGUUUGGAGAGGAUAGUGGGGGAAAAAAGAAAAUUGGUCCACCUACACCCCUUGAUUGGCAACAUGCUAGGUUAUUCAUGGAUUUUUUGAGAGUUUUCUAUGAGAUAACUUUGACUUUCUCAUCUUCCUUGCAUGUUACAUCUAACAUAUGUUUUCAUGAAAUUGCAUCUGUUGCUUCUCAAUUAACAUCUUGGAGCCACAAUCAAUCUGAUUUGUUAGGAAGUAUGGCAUGCGCUAUGAAACAUAAAUAUGAUAAAUAUUGGGGACCAGUUGACAAAUUUAAUCCAUUGUUACUUGUUGCUGUUGUAUUGGAUCCUCGGUACAAACUAGAUUAUCUCUGUUGGUGUUUGGAGGAUGUCUAUGACAAGGAAGUAUCUACUAGCAUGACUGGUGUUGUUAAACUCACAUUAGAUACAUUGCAUAAGUUUUAUGAAAAAGAGGUUAUCGAUGAUAAAGGAAGGGAUGAUGGUGGAGAUUCAUCUAGUAUUGUAUUGGAUGACAAUAUUAAAAUCUCAGCUGGUGCCAAGGGCGUUUCUGAAAAUCGAGUGAAUAUGAUUCUUUCUCUCAUAGCCCGCGACAUCUUGGGUAUUCCGGUUUCAACUGUUGCUUCUGAAUCAUGCUUCAGCACCGGUGGACGUGUGCUUGAUGUCUUUCGUAGCUCUUUGUCACCAUUAAUGGCUGAAGCUUUGAUAUGCACUCAAAGUUGGUUGUGCCCUUCUAAACAAAACGUUGGAGAUCAAGAGUUUGAUCAAUUUGAUAACAGUCAGAAGAUUGUUGAAGGUGUAGUUUCUAUGUCUUCUCGUAGAAAUAUUGUUGAGAUUUCUACAAAGGUCCCUCCUGGUAUGGCUGACUGGUUAGAUUCCAUAGUGUUAAUGUGUGUUACUAUAGUAGACCCGGAGUAUUGUGAGAAGUUUAGGAGAUUCCAUAGGAUUUGGGAGAAUAGGGAGGAUGAGAAGAUUUACGAGCUGUUGUUGUGCGACCCUGAGGAGAGGACUGAUAUUCUGUGGAACUUUAAUAUGGCCCCUUCUCAGCUUCAUCCAAAUUCUCGGGCUUUCAUGAAAAUUUUUCGGCUGUGGUGUCAGGAGUUAGGUGUCUGA
Arachis duranensis is the source of this 1443-nucleotide messenger RNA. RefSeq names its product zinc finger BED domain-containing protein RICESLEEPER 3-like. The transcript is spliced from 5 exons. Lineage: Eukaryota; Viridiplantae; Streptophyta; Magnoliopsida; Fabales; Fabaceae. Bases 1 to 1443 code for a protein of 480 amino acids. The record is from RefSeq and is a predicted model, not a curated record. Gene Ontology annotation, molecular function: DNA binding; protein dimerization activity.